Molecule: messenger RNA, 1578 nt
Organism: Hypomesus transpacificus
Lineage: Eukaryota; Metazoa; Chordata; Actinopteri; Osmeriformes; Osmeridae
Product: cyclin-dependent kinase 5 activator 1-like
Exons: 2
Coding region: 519-1469 (316 amino acids)
Biological process (GO): brain development; positive regulation of cyclin-dependent protein serine/threonine kinase activity; activation of protein kinase activity
Cellular component (GO): cytoplasm; protein kinase 5 complex
Molecular function (GO): cyclin-dependent protein serine/threonine kinase activator activity; protein kinase binding
Source: RefSeq, a predicted model, not a curated record
GUUGCGGGGACUGCUGGCAUAACAGCCGUGAUAUAGAUUUUUGCUCCUCAAUGGAAGACAUUUUUACAGAAACAGCGAGUGUUAUACAUUUCGCAUAUUCUCUGCAUCUGUACACUCAUCGACGAGAGAGAGACUUCCAUUAUUCGUAGGUGGACAUUGAAAGUCAUUUCAAUUAGGAAACAGACAGCUAUUAGACAUUGAAGAACUGUAAAUAUAGGCUACCACUGAUUGCGAACCGUCUUGCUAGCACGCCGUGGACACCCAGCACCUUGGACAGCGGUUAGGCGGCACUCGCGAAGGUGUGAAAAAUUACCAUAGACCGUUGAAUCCUAUCUGGUUGACAUAAUUUGCCCUGCAGUAAAGGCAAAGGGGUAAUUCUACAUGGAUUACACUGAAAUAUUCAAUAGAUUUUAAGGUUUUGGUUCCCUCAAGAGGCAACGUUUCCUGGUUUUCUCCAGACCUUCUGGUCCAACCCCAAAACGAGUGAGCUAGACCUCCCUCCAUAAACCAGUGGCAUCAUGGGUACUGUCCUGUCUCUCUCCCCAAGCUACCGUAAGGCAGCCCUGUUUGAGGAUGGCCCUGCCACAGUGGGUCACUACACGGCGGUGCAGAACAGUAAAAAUGCUAAAGACACCAAGAGCCUCAAACGUCAGUCCAUCAUAAGUGUGCUGCCAUGGAAACGCAUCGUGGCCGUAUCGGCCAAGAGAAAGGGGUCCAAGAAGCUCCCACCGGACGACAGUGGGCGGGGCAGCACAGAGCACACCUCUGCCUCCAACAGCCUGAAGCUGAAGAAGUCCCAAUCCUGUGCCAACCUGUCCUCCUACACCACCCAAGACCCAAGCACCACGACAACCACCUCCAUUCCCACCUCCAAGACUGUCGCCAACGUAGCCGCCACAGUCAAGAAGAACUCUCUGACGGGUUCCGUGAGCCAGGCCUCCAAUGUCGCCGGCACGCCCAAACGGGUCAUCGUGCAGGCCUCCACCAGUGAGCUCAUGAGGAGCCUGGGAGAGUUCCUGUGCCGACGCUGCUACCGCCUGAAGCGGCUGUCUCCCACCGACCCGGUGCUGUGGCUGCGGAGCGUGGACCGCUCCCUGCUGCUCCAGGGCUGGCAGGACCAGGGCUUCAUCACCCCCGCCAACGUGGUCUUCCUCUACAUGCUGUGCCGGGACGUGGUGUCGGCCGAGGUGGCCAGCGAGCGCGAGCUCCAGGCCUCUCUGCUAACCUGCCUCUACCUGUCCUACUCCUACAUGGGCAAUGAGAUCUCCUACCCGCUCAAGCCCUUCCUGGUGGAGGCAGAAAAGGAGGCCUUCUGGGACCGCUGUCUGGAGAUCAUCAACCGCAUGAGCGGCAAGAUGUUGCAGAUCAACACUGACCCACACUACUUCACCCAGGUUUUCGCCGACCUGAAGAAUGAGAACAAGAAGGAGGAAGAGAAGACACGGUUAUUGAUAGGCCUAGACCGGUAGAAUGAAGGAUGACAAUAGUAGAGUAGAGAAGGGAUGGAUAUGGUGGGAGUAGCUACAGUAGAGCAGGCAUAUUGUCUGGUGUUCCUGAAUCUGCUCAUAUUGCCAGAUU